AUGUUUUUCAGAAGCACGCGGCGAGCCAUGUUUUCUGGUACGUUCGUACUGAUGUUGGCGCAGGUCGCUAGGAUAUCGGCCCACCCACUCUUAGACGGUAAGGAAGAGGAAGGCGUCAAAGUUACGAAGACUGUUGUUGUAAGGACUACACUUUGCGACUCUAGAACUACGACGUUAGAUCCAACCCAUAUCUCUUCCUCAAGCUACAAGGUUACCACCGAGACUGCAUCCUCUUCUUCUACGAUUUCUCGACCUUCAACCUCAACAUAUAGUACUCAUCUUUCACCCUCCUCACUUAGCAAGAGCACAACACCAGCAUCUCAGACGUCUGGAAAGUCCACCAUGGCCUCCGAUAACCUCUUCACCCUCAUCGAUGGCAGCCCUGCUCCGCCCCAGAUCCCUCAUAAUGCCUCCCACCCGGCCCCUCGAUUAAACAUGGUCGGAGAUAUCAACAGGCCACUCCAAACGAACAAAUUCUACGCAAAUUGGUUUCUUGGAAGCCAGACCCAACCUGUGUGGACUCACCCCUACUCACUGCAAUGGGCCCAUGGCGGAGGAAAUGCACAAAGCUGGGGUAUGGGAAUUGUUCAGCUUGACCGGAGGCAGAUUGUCUUUAGUCCUGACGGCAUUCCGCAUCAAUACUACCUCAAUCCUAUCGGGAUACACUCCAUGAUCCUAUCCGCCGCUGAACUGGGACCUUCUACAACCUUGACAACGGAUAAUCACCAAGCCCUGACCGUGAACGCGAAUCUUUGUCCAGCUGCUGGGGCAAAUCCACUCAUCACAAUCCCUGUGGUCCAAGGAACUGGAAUGAUCACUGGAGUAUACAAAGGAGCUACUCCGUCUAUACAGAGCCACGUGCAAUACCGCACUAUCGAUGCACCCAUCACAAUGGGCUCAACGGUCAAGUACCGAGUGCUCCUGGAGGACAACAACCAAUGGCUCAUCUAUGUGACCCCGAACGGAGGAUAUAACUCUGCUGGCUUCCAGAGGGACCCCUCCAAGCCCAAUACCACCUUUUUGGGACCUGCCAACUUCAACGGCAUCAUUCAAAUCGUCCGCUGCGUUAGUGGUGCAGCUGAAGAAAACAUCUACGACAAGUCUGCCGGCGUCUAUGCCACAGGCGCCACGAUUGCCGCUUCUACGUCUAUGCAAACUGGCGGUGGUACGACUGGAUCAUACACUUUUACAUGGUCUAAAGGCGGGAAUACCUCCAAGCCUCUCAUCAUGUUUGCGCUCCCUCAUCAUGUUGAUUCAUUUGACCCCGUAACGGCUGCCGCCAAAACAUCGAUCCGCUUUGCUACGGCCAGCAAAGGCUUUGCGACCGCCAUUCAAGCGGAUCACAUGACGCUUCUUGAGCCCAACCUACCUGAGGCUAUGGAUUUCGGGCCCACAACAAUGACGCUCAAGCGUUCGAUUCUGCAUCGGAAGCGCACCGGACUCUCAUCCAAAGCCAUCUCUGCCAUUUCCGCAGCAGCUGCGGAUGAACUGAACGUCGAUAUGAGCACGCAAUGCAACCUUAACAGCAUGUACUUCAGCGGCAAAGGCAUCGCCAAGUUCGCAAUGAUCGUUUGGACCCUGUACGGCCUAGCUAAUAAUCCAAAGCCAACGCUCUACUCGCAAUCACUCGACAAGCUCAAGGUCGAGUUUGACCGCUUUGUGCAGAAUAAACAGGCAGCGCCGUUGACGUACGAUGAGAGCUGGCGAGGAGUCAUAACCACAGGCGGGUACCAAGAUCCUGGCGCAGACUUCGGGAAUACGUACUACAAUGACCACCACUUCCACUAUGGCUACUUCGUCUAUGCUGCUGCUAUUAUCGCGACCCUGGAUCCUAGCUGGUUGACUAUCAACAAUGGGCAGAACAAGAUCUGGGUCAAUAUGCUGGUCAAGGACUUCGCGAACAGCAACAUGGACAACCCGCAGUUCUUUCCUUUCUCCCGGUCAUUUGACUGGUGGAUGGGCCACAGCUGGGCGAAGGGACUGUUCGAGAGCGGAGACGGAAAGGAUCAAGAGAGCACGAGCGAGGACUCCAUGGCCAGUCUGAGCAUCAAGAUGUGGGGAAAGGCGAUUGGUGACAAGAACAUGGAGAUGCGAGGCAACCUCAUGCUCGCCAUCCAAGCACGCACCUUCCCCGCCUACUUCCUCCUCGCCUCCAACAACACGAACCAGCCCGCCGAGAUCAUCGGCAACAAAGUCACCGGCAUCCUCUUCGAGAACAAGGUCGAUCACGCCACCUACUUCGGUAUGGCCCCCGAAUACAUCCAGGGCAUCCACAUGCUCCCCAUCAGCCCGGCGACGUCGUAUAUCCGCUCCAAGGAUUUCGUCAAUGAAGAGUGGAAUACUUACUUCAGCAAUGGGCGCGUGGAUGCGGUUGCGGGCGGCUGGCGUGGGGUCUUGUGGGCUGACUACGCGUUGGCGGAUCCGAAGACAGCGUAUAAUUUUUUUGCGAAGAGUGGGUUUGACUAUGGGUUAAUUGAUGGUGGAGCGAGUAGGACGUGGUAUUUAGCGUUUUGUGCGGCGUUGGGGGGUGCGGAGUAGAUGUUCCCUGUAAGGGUUUGGUUGGGAGGAUCCUUUGGGAGGCAUUACGAUGGGAGGUGUGUGGCUUAUUUGAAGUGAAGGUUGCAUAUCAAGUUGAACUUGGACGGAUAGUUCAUUGCUGGUAUUGACGUUCGAUAGGUAGAUUGCGUAACCUAUGUUUUACCGUGUUGGUAUCGUGUUCACGUGAUGUUGGUAAAGUGAGUCGAUAGACAUGCACGUAAGAACGACCAUUUUGGACUAGGAGGACUGAAUUGUCAGCUUUUCUAGGUACGUAGUAUGAAAUCAAGUUAGCAGCGGGUAGGUAGUGCCGUGAAUGC
This is a messenger RNA of Mytilinidion resinicola, 2855 nucleotides long. Its product is annotated as glycoside hydrolase. The transcript has 3 exons. Gene Ontology annotation, molecular function: glucan endo-1,3-beta-D-glucosidase activity; endo-1,3(4)-beta-glucanase activity. NCBI's taxonomy places the organism in Eukaryota, Fungi, Ascomycota, Dothideomycetes, Mytilinidiales, Mytilinidiaceae. The record is from RefSeq and is a predicted model, not a curated record. The coding region runs from base 1 to 2538 and encodes 845 amino acids. Gene Ontology annotation, cellular component: cell surface.